UAUCUACAAAAACAUUCAUUAAAGCUUGUAACAGAAAUAUAAAAAAUAAAAAAAAAUCGUAGGUGAUUAUGGGACGCUAUGAAGAUGAAAGAUUGCUCUUGGAAGGCAGACUUGUUGAGACCGAGGACAGCCUCUACACGGGAGAUGGUUCAGUUGACAUCAAGGGAAGAAAAAUCUUAAAAACCAAUACUGGAAAUUGGAGAGCAUGCCCCUUUAUCCUUGGAAAUGAAUGUUGUGAGCGUCUAGCCUAUUAUGGAAUAUCUACUAACCUUGUGAGCUACCUCACUAAAAAGUUGCAUGAAGGAAACGCUUCCGCUGCCAGAAAUGUUACUACUUGGCAAGGCACAUGCUACCUGACUCCUCUUAUCGGUGCUGUCUUGGCAGAUGCAUAUUGUGGAAGAUAUUGGAUUAUUGCUGUCUUCUCUAUCAUAUACUUCAUUGGAAUGUGCACAUUGACUAUGUCAGCAUCAGUCCCAUCUUUGAAGCCUGUCGAAUGCGUGGGUAUUGAUUGCCCAAGAGCCACCCCUAGUCAGUAUGCAUUUUUCUUCAGUGGGCUUUAUCUGAUUGCACUUGGUACUGGAGGGAUCAAACCAUGUGUUUCAUCUUUUGGGGCUGAUCAAUUUGAUGACACGGAUUCAAAAGAGAGAGUAUCAAAGGGAUCUUUCUUCAAUUGGUUCUAUUUCUCCAUCAAUAUCGGUGCAUUAAUUUCAAGUUCAUUAAUUGUAUGGAUUCAAGACAAUAAGGGGUGGGGACUAGGUUUUGGCAUUCCUGCAUUAUUCAUGGGUGCUGCUAUCGUUAGUUUCUUUCUUGGAACACCUCUUUAUAGAUUUCAGAAACCAGGUGGAAGCCCAAUUACACGAAUGUGCCAGGUUUUGGUUGCAUCAUUUCAUAACAGGAAUCUGCGAGUUCCUACUGAUAGCUCACUUCUAUAUGAAACUCCUGAUAAAGUCUCAGCAAUCAAGGGAAGCCGAAAACUCAUUCAUACUGACGAAAUGGAGUUUCUUGAUAAAGCUGCUGUACUCUCCACAACCGAAACCAGCAGUGGUAACUACUCCAAUCCGUGGAGAUUAUGUACUGUAACCCAGGUAGAGGAACUAAAAAUCUUGAUCCGAAUGUUCCCAAUCUGGGCAACCGGGAUCGUUUUCUGUGCAGUAUAUGCCCAAAUGUCAACCUUGUUUGUAGAACAAGGAAUGAUGAUGGACACGGCAAUUGGUACAUUCACCAUUCCUGCUGCUUCUCUUUCCUCUUUUGAUGUCAUAAGUGUCAUCUUUUGGGUACCUGUUUAUGACCGAAUCCUUGUCCCGAUUGCAAGAAAAAUCACAAAGCAAGAAAGAGGCUUUACUGAACUGCAAAGGAUGGGUAUCGGUCUCUUUCUCUCUAUUUUUUGCAUGUCUGCUGCAGCUUUGGUUGAGAUUAAACGUCUCAGUAUUGCUAGAUCACUCGGGUUAAUUGAUAAAAAUACCCCUGUUCCAAUUAGUAUCUUCUGGCAAAUACCCCAAUACUUCUUGUUAGGUGCCGCAGAAGUGUUUACUUUCAUUGGCCAGCUUGAGUUCUUCUAUGAUCAGUCACCCGAUGCUAUGCGUAGUUUGUGUAGUGCACUUGCUUUACUGACGAAUUCACUGGGGAAUUAUCUGAGUUCCUUCAUUUUAACCGUGGUCACAUCUGUUACUACUCGUGGUGGACAACUUGGAUGGAUACCUGAUAACUUGAAUCAAGGUCAUCUUGAUCGGUUUUUCUGGCUUUUGGCUGGGCUUAGUUUCUUGAAUAUGGUGGUGUACGUAGUUUGUGCUAAGUUGUACAAAUCAAAAGCCGCUUCCUAAAUUUUUGCAACAAGUUCAUCUUACUAUAGAUCAAUGAUGUUUCUAUAUUGUUUAAUAAGCUUCAUUAGGGUUGGCCUAACAUCAGUUGUUUUUAUACUUAUCAAUGGGAUAGUGCACAUCUCUUUUUUCAUUAGGAUGUACUGUAUGCUCGGAAAUAUUUUUUUCAGAAAAAUGUGUGAGAAACAUGUUCAUGUAUCAAUUGCUUCAGAAUUUAUGGCAAAUGAUUAAUGUUUUGAAA
Molecule: messenger RNA, 2058 nt
Organism: Erigeron canadensis
Lineage: Eukaryota; Viridiplantae; Streptophyta; Magnoliopsida; Asterales; Asteraceae
Product: protein NRT1/ PTR FAMILY 8.3-like
Exons: 5
Coding region: 69-1820 (583 amino acids)
Biological process (GO): transmembrane transport; oligopeptide transport
Cellular component (GO): plant-type vacuole membrane
Molecular function (GO): transmembrane transporter activity
Source: RefSeq, a predicted model, not a curated record